Messenger RNA from Penicillium vulpinum, 309 nucleotides. RefSeq lists its product as uncharacterized. The record is from RefSeq and is a predicted model, not a curated record. Bases 1 to 309 code for a protein of 102 amino acids. NCBI's taxonomy places the organism in Eukaryota, Fungi, Ascomycota, Eurotiomycetes, Eurotiales, Aspergillaceae. The transcript is spliced from 2 exons.
AUGUCCCUUGGCCCGUCGGCUCACCUCAAAAGGCCCCGAUUUAUCUUUCCAACUUGCCCGAGCAUCAGCUCGACCCACGCUAUCUCCUCGAAAAUCUACUCUUAUGAGCAUAUCGCGUUAUGUCCCCUUAGAAUACAAGACCACCUAGAAAAUUCGGCGGGCCUUGCAACCCUGCUAGGACUUGGGAAUGUCGAGAAUGUUAAGGAAGAGGUGGAGUUGAUUCUGGCUUGCAAAUCAAGUGAACCUAUUCGACCCAACCGCGGACAGGAGCAGCUCAUACCUGCUUGGUUGAAGAGCGGUUCUGAAUGA